UCCUCGCAAAGGGGCGGAUUGGGGGAAAUCAUUCGAAGCAAGGGAGUAAGAAAUAUUUGUUGUUGCUUUGAGGCUAACCAACUACCGCCACUGCUUCGCAAUUAUUGCCGAUUCAUUCGUUCAGCUAUUUUUUAAUUUUAAUUAUGGCGAGUUUUUUUUCUGCUCUCGGAAUCCAGAGUAGUAGUUUAUUAUACCUAUAAAAACAAUAUAUAGCUAAAUAGAGAUAUGUUGGUGGUGUUCUUUCUCUCAUCGUUAUUAUAUAUAUUUAAGCCAACCGCAAACCACUGUCCAGGCUAAUAAUUCCUCGCCCGCCCUUGUCCUUCACCAACUAAAUAAAACACCGCGCAUCUGCCCACCAACCACAUCAGCACUCGAGUUCUGUUGCUCUCCCCAUCUCGCCGGGCAACCUUUUUGCUCUCAUGCUUAGACUGUACCGAUCCUCCUACGAUGUCUGGAUCAAAUCCUUUCCGCCAUAAGAAGAAGCCUACUACUACUACUAGCAUCGACGACCAGACUGCCCCGCAACAGGCAUCAUCCAUAUCAGCCCACGCCAAUCACUUAUUAAACCACAGCGCAGCGAUUGAUCCCGCAGCAGCAAGGACCCGUGGCGAAGGUCCUUCGCAGCCAUCCCACCGCCAGAAAUCCGUCCGCAUCGCCUCUCCGCCCGUCGCAAUACAGCCCUCCUUACAUCUCAGUGCUGGCGAUCAUCCGUCGCCAUCCAGUAAUAGAGCGUCGAUCCUCCAUCACGGUGCACACCGUGGGUCACCGCCCCCUCCAUCCGUGGAGGAGAGCUCGGGCUCAGAGGACCACUCCGCGGGAGAUCCCUUCAAUCCGGAUGCUUCCGGGAGUGGUGAUGAAGACUAUGGGGAUAUUGGACAGGGGCGACAUGUUGCAGAAGGGAAGCAUGGGGUGAUAGGACUUGGGCUUGAAGGUGGCCGGCGUGGAUCAAGAGAGCCGUACGGCGCGGAGCGGGCCGUGUUUCCACAUGUACAGGAUCCAACUACACCGCGGAGCGAUUCAACGACUCCACUACCUUCAGCCAUGAAGGGGAAGAGGGCGACUAUGGAUGUGGACGCGUUUACGAGAAUGCUUAUGACUGGAGAGACAGGCGGAGCGGGAAAGGAGCCCGUUUCCGCCGCGCGGCAGCCUUUUGAGCCCACCCAGGGACCAGCCAUCAGCGACAGCAGCAGGAACGCAGAUACAGGAUCUACAUCAAAGGACCUUAUUUUCGAGACGCGAAACCUGCCGCGGAUAGAGACACCCCGGACGUCGUAUGAGCUGUCGGCUUCGGAGGCGGACGAUGAGCGGCGGAAACUGGCGGCCGCCUUGCCCAAACCAGCGGAAAGGCCGAAACCUCCGCCUCCGAAAACAAGGCGCGGGAAACUGAUCAAUCCCAGCACUGGCCAGACAUCCCCUUUGGUUGGAUUGGCCUCUCUUACUUCCCCAAAUCAUCGCUCCGCGUCGCCCGCGUCAUUAUCAUCUCGAUCGUUCACAGAGCAGGAAAGCGGUGACGUCAACAAGCCAUUUCUUUUAGUGAGCUCGGAGCAGACUUCUCAUGAUUCAGAAAACAUAUCUCCCCUACCGCAUCAGAAGCGCCCACCUACUCCACCCUUAGCUAGACGUCGCAGCCAGAUGAAACCGAGCAAUCCAAGACUAUCAAGAAAUAACUCCGCCAGACACUCCAUGCCACCUACCAACACUAUCAGGAACUCAGCCACAGCAUCAUCCAUCCAUACCUCAUCUCCAUUAAAAUCCCCGCCUCCUCCCCCGUCCCGACGAAAAGAUCGUGAAUCAUCAGCUUUCCCCUCUUCAGAUACACCACCAUUGCUACCCCACGAACGACAGCAGACAUCAUCGCACCAGCGAAGCGAUUCCCGAGAAGAUGCCUCAGACAAAUCCAGCCUCCGUAGCGUGGAGACCGCGUCACCAAUAUCCAACAAAUGGGCAUCGCACGGCCCACCACGGCCGCCUCCACCCAGACGAGGGGGAGGAAGUAGAGCUAGUCUAGAUGAGUCGCGGCCUGUUUUUCUGGGAGCCACGGAUUCGUCAGCUGCGAGGAUAGAUAUGAAGAACGCGGAAGACACAAAGUCUGGGGCUCCCGGUAUACCGCCGCAGUCGCCGUCGCAGUCACAUGCCGUUGAUAUCCUUGCGGAUUUGUCGCGGUUGCAGAAGGAAGUGGAUGAUUUACGGGGUCGGUAUGAGGGGCGGAAAGCGAGUGGGUGACGUUAACCUUUUUUUUUGGACGGAGGGAUAUUAUGAAUGAAGGAGGAAGAAGGGAUAGUAGAGAGCCUGAAAAGAGGUAGGUAGGUGGUGCACGCAGCCGAGCCGCCCCCUCUGGCUAUACAUAUUGCGUGGCCCUUUUGAGCGCUUGAUGUUUUUUUUUUAAUGACCGUAUCAUUGAAAUGUAUGUUUUAUCCGAUUUCCAUGCCUGUCCCCGAAAUAAAUUUUUGUGAUUUUCCCUCUCAAGCCUUUUGAUCGCUGCAUUUGGCAUAUUGAUGCAGGGCUGGACCUGUUAUAUGUUAUAAUGUUUUCCUUUUCGGACAAGUUUCUCCCCAUCUAUUUGUUCUCUUAUCGAUGUAUAGUCUACCUACCUUACCUUCUUCAAUUUCGUUAGCGCACGAAAUGUGAUAAACUAUAUCAUAUGUCGUACACAUACAUCUGUUCCGUGUUUGUAUGUCCGGUUCCUUUUGUUUUCAUUCUGCUACUAAACCCCUAUUCCGCCCCAGUGAGGCAAACUUGGACAGGGAGGAAAUGGAAAUGCGUAAAGCAACUUGAAAAUCUUUAUAUACAUUAUCAAACCCUCUUCUUCCCCUUGCAUCUUCUAUCUACCUGGGCCAACGAAAUAUGUGCUGUCCAGACAUUCCAGCGCCAACAUACCCUAACACUUUUGAGAGUCCCCAGACCGCCCCAUCCCCUUAUCCCAUCAUCCCUUCUCACUGGUUAAACAUGAAAUUUUGUUAGUCAUCGCAGCCCUUAGU
Messenger RNA from Blastomyces gilchristii SLH14081, 2978 nucleotides. RefSeq lists its product as uncharacterized. The coding region runs from base 448 to 2223 and encodes 591 amino acids. The record is from RefSeq and is a predicted model, not a curated record. The transcript is spliced from 2 exons. Lineage: Eukaryota; Fungi; Ascomycota; Eurotiomycetes; Onygenales; Ajellomycetaceae.